AUGUCAGAAGGAUCACAAAAAAAUAAAAACCCCGCGUCACUACAGUUGACGGCGGAAUCUCUUCUACAAGAGGCUUACGAAAGUCAAGCGGUGAUGCCGUUGAAUGAAGAUGACCUUGCCCAUAAAAUAGCCGACCUCGAGGAAUCAAAGGAAUUCCAAGGAAGAAAAAGAUCGGAGUUUGAGAAACAUCUUCGAAAAGACUACCAUAAUGUCAAAUCAUGGCUCAAUUAUGCGAAUUUUGAAUUUUCGCAACAUGAGAUGGCGAGAGUACGAUCGAUUUUUGAAAGGGCUUUAGGUUACAAUAAGGAUAAUGUCCAACUAUGGAUUCGAUACGCCGAUUUAGAAUUGAAGAAUAAAAGUAUUAAUCAUGCCAGAAACUUGCUAGAGAGAGCUAUUCGUAUCCUACCUUUUGUCGAUAAAGUGUGGUUUUACUACGCCCAACUUGAAGAAUCGUUGGGAAAUAUUCAAGGUGCGAGAAAUAUCUUUGAAAGAUGGCUAUUGUACGAACCUAGAUCAAAUGUCUAUGAUACUUAUAUCAAUAUGGAAAGAAGAAACGGUAACAAUAUGGAAAAUUUGAGAAAGAUAUUUGAAAAAUAUGUCAUUGUGUAUCCAAAUAGUGUGACAUGGAUUAAAUGGGGAAACUGCGAGGAUAAAAAUGGCUCUUCUGAUAUUACCAGAGAGGUGUUUACAACUGCAGUAGAUACUUUGUUUCAGAUUGAUAAAGAAGAUCAAGUGGAGGAUGUUUUGAUACGAUGGAUCGAAUUUGAAGCGUCACGAAGUGAAUUUGAAAGAAGUCGAUUGUUGUUUAAGUUUGGACUAAAUAAACUACCAAAAGAGUUUUCUAAGAAAUUAUUUGAUAAAUAUUUGAUAUUUGAGAAGAAAUAUGGCGACUAUGAUAAUGAUGGAACCAACUUAUUGUUGUUGAACAAAAGAAAAGCUGUGUAUGAUGAAGAUUUAGAAAAGAAUCCUACAGAUUAUGAUUUGUGGUGGGUUUACAUAACUUUGAUGCAGGAAUUGUCUGCUGAUAAAAAUGGUUUGAUAGAAGUUUAUGAAAUGGCGGUUAAUAAUAAACCUUUAAUUAAUACCAAAAAAACUGUGGAAUGGAAGAAGUAUAUCUAUUUAUGGAUUAGGUAUUUAUAUUUUGUCGAGUUAGAUAUGAAAGAUAUUGAAAAAACCAGAGAAUUAUACAAAAGACUUCUUGAGAUCAUACCUCAUGAAUCAUUUACAUUCAGCAAAGUAUGGAUAAACUAUGCUGAAUUUGAAAUUCGCCAACACAAGUUAACUGACGCAAGAAGAAUACUUGGACGAUCACUUGGUAUCCAUGGUAAGCCAAAAACUUUCAAAUAUUAUAUCAGUCUUGAAAAGUCUUUGAAAGAAAUGGAUAGAGUGAGGAAGCUAUAUGAAAAUUAUCUCAUCAAGUUCCCUCAUUUGAUAAACGUCUGGCUAGAAUAUGCCACUCUUGAAACGAAUUUAGGCGAUCAUGACAGAGCCACAGGAAUUUAUGAAAUUGCCACUGCUGAACCAGCGAUUAACAAUAGCUUGAUUGUAUGGUACAAAUAUGUUAAUUUCUUAUCGGAAGAGGUAUACGAUUAUGACAAAGCGAGAGGGGUUUUGGAAAGAGUUUUGGAAAUGAAUAAGCAAAAUGUGAAAGUCUGGAUUAAAAUAGCAUUGUUUGAAGCCACGGCUCCAAAUGAGGCUCAACUACGUCAAAUUCUUGAGAACGAGGAAGAUGAAGAAAUUGAAAUUUCUGCUACUCCUGAAUCUGUUGAAAAUGCUAGACGUGUGUUUGAAGACGGACUUAAAUAUUUUAAGAGCCAAGAACUGGUGGACAAGAGAGUCCUAUUAAUAGAAGCUUACAAGCAGUUUGAAGAUGUCUAUGGGGAUGAGGCAAGCAUUGAAAAUGUUUCCAGGAGGUUACCUACGCUAGUAAAGAAGACCAAGGAAGACUCGGAAGAAGAAAUCAUAGAAUACAAGUUCCCUGAUGAUAUCGAGAAGGAUAAUGCAAUGUUAAAGUUUUUGCAAAAUGCCCAAAAAUGGAAGAAAAGAAAGUAA
This is a messenger RNA of Saccharomycopsis crataegensis, 2052 nucleotides long. It is a transcript of the gene CLF1, whose product is annotated as Clf1p. Gene Ontology annotation, biological process: spliceosomal complex assembly; mRNA splicing, via spliceosome. Gene Ontology annotation, cellular component: U2-type catalytic step 2 spliceosome; Prp19 complex; precatalytic spliceosome. Bases 1 to 2052 code for a protein of 683 amino acids. Gene Ontology annotation, molecular function: protein binding. The transcript has a single exon. The record is from RefSeq and is a predicted model, not a curated record. NCBI's taxonomy places the organism in Eukaryota, Fungi, Ascomycota, Saccharomycetes, Ascoideales, Saccharomycopsidaceae.